Molecule: messenger RNA, 750 nt
Organism: Puccinia triticina
Lineage: Eukaryota; Fungi; Basidiomycota; Pucciniomycetes; Pucciniales; Pucciniaceae
Exons: 4
Coding region: 1-750 (249 amino acids)
Biological process (GO): amino acid transmembrane transport
Cellular component (GO): membrane
Molecular function (GO): amino acid transmembrane transporter activity
Source: RefSeq, a predicted model, not a curated record
AUGUCAUUCCAAGGGAUUGAUAACUUAGCAGAUAUCUUGGGCAAAUGUAUCUUUAUUCUAACGGCAGUAUUCUCAGCGGCAAACUCAAGUCUAUACACUGCUUCCAGAGUUUUGUAUGGUUUAUCUGAUGAACAUAUGGCCCCCAGGUUUUUUUCACACUGCACGGGUAAUGGUGUCCCGUUCGCUGGGAUAGCUCUAACAGCUGCGGUAGGACUACUAGCCUUCAUGUUUUUGGAUCUAACUGGCGUGUAUGAAUGGUUUUUGAAUGUUGCAUCCAUCUCUAUUCUUUUGACGUGGUGGUCAAUUCUACUUACUUAUAUCCGAUUUUAUCAAGGAUUGAAGCACAUUGGAGUAGAUCGUAAUGCGUUUGCCUAUCGGGCACCUUAUCAACCAUGGUUAUCUAACUUUGGAUUCACUAUGUCCACUUUGAUUAUUAUCUUCAACGGCUUUGAGGUCUUCAUUAUUGGAAAAUGGUCACCUGCCAACUGCAUAUCAGCAUACAUUUCACUUCCAAUAUUCGGCAUGCUUUUCAUUGGGUGGAAGAUAUUUCAUCGAACGGCCUUUAUCAGAGUUGAUAAAAUGGACUUCGCGACAGGCAGGAGUGACUCCGACCCGGUGGAUGUCAACUUUGGCAAUCAGAAGGAAGUUAUUUGGUCAGGGAAGUUGGACAAUGUCUUAAUCAGGUUCAUUCGGUUCCCUCUAUUGAUAUCAGUCGGAAUUUUUAUAUUGCUUUGUCUGAAAGAUGUUUGA